Paramormyrops kingsleyae is the source of this 2871-nucleotide messenger RNA. The record is from RefSeq and is a predicted model, not a curated record. NCBI's taxonomy places the organism in Eukaryota, Metazoa, Chordata, Actinopteri, Osteoglossiformes, Mormyridae.
CAGAGGCCUUAUGACGGUGUCUGAUCGGAGCCAGAUUCUGCUGGGGGGCUGGUUUCUGGUGUAAAUAAAGCCGUACUCAUAAAGGUUGUGAGCGGAGCAAAGGAGGAGGCUGGACCUGCCCUGGGGCUGCCUUUGAGUGCUCGGCUGCGCAGACGGAGCAGAACGCCUCCUGGAGUUGGUCCGGAUGGGGCAACUGCCGGUGCCUCUCGCUCGGUCAGUGUGUCUCUGCGUUUGCUGUGUACCGUGUACGGUGCUCCGUGUAGUGCGCAUCGCAGGUACGCGCCGGGGAAUCGGACACAAACGAAACUGAUCCCCCGAAGACGCCGGGGCGCCUUGAGGGAUAUGCACGCUUUUGAAAUUUGCUCUUUAUUUCCCACAAUGCAUCUGUCCAGCCAGCUCGUCGUCCUCAUUACACUGUUGAUGAUUAAAGCGUGGACUGGUCUCUGCGUUCUGGACAUGCAGACCAACCAGGAGACCAUCAUGAAGAUCAGCUCGGCCGGAGCGUUGAUGCAGUGCUCCGCAGUGCUGGACAUCCUCUUCUUAAUGGACGGCUCUCACAGUGUGGGAAAGGGCAGCUUUGAGCGGUCCAAACACUUUGCUCUCACUGCGUGUGCAGGCCUGGACGUGGGCCCAGAUAAGGUGAGAGUGGGGGUUGUGCAGUACAGCUCAGCCCCCCGGCUGGAGGUGUCACUGGACAGCCACCAUACCAGGGAGGGCGUGGUCAAGCACCUGAAGAAGAUUCCAUACAGGGGAGGCAGCACCCGGACGGGCCUGGCACUGAAGUACAUCCUACGGAAGGGCUUCCCUGGGGGACGCAAUGGCACUGCCCCUCGCGUGCUGGUCCUGCUGUCCGACGGCAGGUCCCAGGGUGACCCAGAGACGUCAGCCGCCGAGCUGAAGCAGGCUGGAGUCACCAUAUUCGCUGUGGGGGUGCGCUAUCCCAGAUGGGAGGAGCUUGACGCCCUGGCCAGCACGCCCACUGAGCAGCAUGUCCUGUUUGCUGAGCAUUUCUAUGAUGGAGUCAAUGGCUUCUUCAGCGCUCUGUCUGCUGCCAACAUCUGUUCUGCCGUGCCGCCAGGGUGCUUGGUUCAGACCUACCCCUGUGUGCUUAAAACCCUGGACACAGUCAAAGAGCUACAGGGGAGUUUCACAUGCUGGAAGGGGUCUAAGGGCUUCGCAGUCUCCACUGCUGUUUGCCCUUACUACAGGUGGAGCAGAGUUUACAGGAAACGCCAGAUGUCUUGCCAUAGAGCUGUGUGCCCAGACCCCUGUGACUCCGCCCCCUGCCAGAACGGGGGCACCUGUGUGUCUGAGGGGCCCCAGCAGUACCGCUGUAAUUGCCCCCCAGGCUUUGGGGGUGACCCCACUUGUGCCCCAAGGUUCGUCCUCGACUGCAACGUGGACCUGCUCUUCCUGGUGGAGAACAGCGCCCCUCUGAGCCUGGAGGGCUUCCUGCGCUUCCAGUCCUUCCUGAAGCGCUUCAUCCAGGCUGUGCUGGGGUCCGACUCGCCCGUCAAUGUGGGCCUGGCGCAGUACAGCGACCGGGUGAUGAUGGUGGUGCCAGUGGGGAAGCCCAACAUGGGUGAGCUCCUGCGGGCGGUGGAGCGGCUGCAGCCUGGCACCGGUCAGGCCCGCACAGGGGCGGCCCUCCGCCACGCAGCCCAGCACGGCUUCCCCAGCACACCGGUGUUUGCCGACGUGCGUGACGACUUGCCCCGUGUAGUGGUGCUGCUCACCGGCUCCCCAUCCUCUGACCCGGUGGAGGAGCCUGCCCGCUACGUCCGUGACCAAGAGGUCUUCCUCAUCACCGUGGGCCCAGACACGCUGAGGGCACAGCUCAACAACAUCACGGCGAACGCCCACCGCGUCAUCACCUACAGCUCCCCUGGUGGCCUGGAGGCCAAAGUGCCUGAGUUGCAGGCCAAGAUCUGCAGUGUGGACAGCCAAGGAUGCCCGGAACAGGCCUUGGACCUAAUCCUGGUUUUGGAUGCUUCUGAGGCUGUGGGCCGAGAGAACUUUGUGCACCUCCAGGAGUUUGUGCGCAGUGUCUCUGUGCAGUUCGAUGUGAACCGCGACGUGGUCCAGAUCGCGCUGGUGACAUUCGGGCGCCGAUCGGUCACUGCCUUCCAGCUGGACAGCCACGCAUCGGGCUCGGCUGUGCUGCGGGCCGUAGGCAAAGCUGCCUACCAGGGCGGCCCGGCAUCCACAGGUAGCGCCCUGCUGCACGUCCGUGCCGAGCUGCUGAGUGUAGCCCGGGGGGCGCGGCCCGGCGUGCCCAAGGCCGUGGUGCUGCUGACGGACGGCGCAGCCGAAGAUGCCGGUGUGCCCGCGCAGAAGAUCCGCGACGACGGCGUGUCCGUGUUCGUCGUCGGCAUCGGGGACAUGCAGAGCGACGGUUUACUGCGCAUCGCUGCCUCCCAGGAUCACGUGAUCUCCGUGCCGUUCUACGAAGACCUCAAGUACUACGAUGAAGUGUUGGUGCACAUGCUGUGUGCAGGUUCCAUGCGGCCCCCGAAACGGGGUGACCUCCCCCGUCCUGCAGGGCUCAGACGAUCCCAAAGGAAAAGGCACAUCCAACGGCACGCUAGGAGGCGUAGAGCCUCGCAGGACUGAAGGCACCGAGCUGGAAGCACUCGCCAUUGCCACGGGGGUCACAGCUCUGUCUUUCCUGGCCAUUGGGACAGUUGUGCCCCUCUUCCAUCUUCAGCGGCUGCAUUUGCCCAUUACCUGCCUGCGCUGGGUGCUGAUUGGCUGCCUGGGGUCCACCUCCCGCUUCUCACAUCGGUGCUGUGUACUCUUACGUAUUUAUUCUGUGCUUAACCACUGUAGCCUUCCUCUGUAUGCACAUUAAAGUUCCUUGCUUUCCAGAGA